AUGGUCCCCAAGGUUCCUUGCCCCUUGCUCGUCCUCACCUUUACCUGCCGGGCAACCCGCCCGCCCUGUAUUCACGUGCUUGCCGGUCAGUACCCGUACAUAAUACUCCAGCCCACUUACCCGCACCCGCACCCACCCGCACCCGCCCGUCGGUACGUCAUCGGGGCAGUCGCAGCCACAGCCGCAACAGCAGCACUCCUUCGAUGCGAACCCGAGACCAACGUCGCAGCAGGCGCAUUCGGGGCAGCUCUUCCCUCUACACUUCAGCCGACCCGAAAAUUCGCCCGUCUGCACUCCCCUAACCCAUCUGCCAACCGAGGGUCCUCAGCCGUACUUUACGAGUUCUCUUACAUACUUGGCCGGCUGUGGUACCUGGAGCUCGAAUUUCGUCGAAGCUGCCCCUAA
Purpureocillium lilacinum is the source of this 405-nucleotide messenger RNA. The record is from RefSeq and is a predicted model, not a curated record. Lineage: Eukaryota; Fungi; Ascomycota; Sordariomycetes; Hypocreales; Ophiocordycipitaceae.